AUGCCGGGCCAAACGCUUGUAGACGCCAUGAAGAGCAGCGACAGCGCCGUGAACUUUUUGAUACAGCUACUUCAGAAGUUUCUCGCCAUUUCUUCAGUGGAGGAGUACAUUACUUGGGCCGAAGCUUCAUCUUCAAAGGGAACGAGACAGCUUCAACUCACGCUUGAGCUUCCCGGCUUGAGCACUUCCAUUAGCGAUGAUUGCAAUGUGGCUGGAUUGAAUGCAAAGCAGGCGCGAAGGGCAGUGCAGCGGAAAAGGAACGAGAUGACGAUAGAGCUCAUCAAUGACCACAUGCAUUUCUUCAGCCCGGCCUGGGACGCAGUGAAGGACAUGCGCACUGCGAGGCAGAAGCGACGGUUUCAGCAUUGA
Messenger RNA from Symbiodinium necroappetens, 369 nucleotides. The record is from the annotation of a GenBank genome assembly. NCBI's taxonomy places the organism in Eukaryota, Dinophyceae, Suessiales, Symbiodiniaceae.